AGGGAGCUCCGAUUUGGAGCGAGUGGAAUAAUUGAUCGCUAAACAACGGUAAACAACGAAUUGAGACUCCUAUUAAGUUCUAACUAGUGAAGAUCGAGACCUGACUAUUAAAGUUCUGUGUAUUUUAUUUUUAAUGUGAUUUACCCGUAGUUCAACCUUACAUCAAGAUGGGGUCUCAGCAUUACAGUAAUUCACGUUUUAAUGGAAACAAUCCAUCAAGACUGCCAAAGGGGAGUAGUACAGCACUGGCUGCUGUGGCAAUUCAAGACCACUUGAUGCAGAAUCUCUCUCUUGUGGACCCUUUUAAAAGGCCUCUUCAAAAGUUCCCACCUGCAAAGAAACCGUCGAAAGCUGCCAAGGCGGUUGUAGACACUGGGAGGGGUAAAAAGGUUAAUAAGAAUUCCAAGAAAACUGCAGAAGAGAAGGAAUAUGUCUUGGACCCGAAGCCUAAACCGCUUACUCUUGCCCAGAAGAUGGGGAUAGUUGAUGCACCAGAGCAACCCUUGUCAGAGGAUCAGUGGGCUAAGGUCAAAGACCAGUCUAAUCAAAGAGAUGAUUCCAUCCAACCUUGUGCUGUCUGUAAGGAAGACUUUGGUCUUCAUCAACAGGUGUUGCUGUCAUGUUCACAUGUAUUCCAUCGGAAUUGUCUUCAAGCUUUUGAGAGAUUCACUGGUCGUAAGACGUGUCCCAUGUGUCGAAAGCAACAGUACCAAACCAGGGUCAUACACGAAGGUGCUACUUAUCAUCGUCAUCAGUGUGCCACGAGGAUACAAGCCUGCUGGAGAGGGUAUGUAGUCCGUUCCUGGUACAAAAAGUUGAGAGAAACUGUUCCACCCAAGGAUCCGAAGUUGAGACAGAAAUUUUAUGAAGCAAAGCUGCAGGCCAUCACAGAUCGGUUAGUCAGAUCGUAUGACAUGAGGGUGGAGGAGUUUCUUUCACAGAUCGACCGGUCAGUGGCCGACAGUCGAAGCGUGUUCCAUAGCCUGGAUACCUCCACUCUGCUGAGGGCUAUCACGGAAGAUGAGUGGGAAGCGAUACAAUACAAGGCCGUCGAGAGAGGUGAGAAAGAUUGUCCCAUCUGCAUUAUGUCCCUUGGAAACAUAUCAGAGGGAAAUGUUGAUGUGGACUCACCAAGAAAGGGGAAGAGAACCACUGUCCUUCUCUCCUGCACCCAUGUCUUUCAUCUCUGUUGCUUAGAAGCCUUUGAAGAACUGUCCUUAGGAGUGCAUAAGAUCUGUCCUGUAUGCCGUGCGGGUUAUCAGAAAAGGAUUCAAGACAUAUGAGGUCUGUCCAUCCAUCCAUCCAUUCCUCCGUCCAUCCAUCCAUCUGUCCAGCCAUCCAUCUAUUAAUCCAUCCAUUCAUCCAUCCAUCGAUGCAGUCAAAGAUAUUGAAAUAGGCCUGGAAAUAGGCUCCUCAAUUCAUUAAUGAGCCUGACUGAAACAAUAUGUGGAAGUCUUGAGAUGUGAUUUUGGGUGAUUUCUUUCAUGUAUGUUGACAAACAUGAGAGACCCCAAGUCAUUGGGCAGGUAAAAUGUGAUGUGUAUCUAGAGAGGUACAAGGUUACAGCUUGACGCAAAACUUGGAAUUAUGACAGCAUUUGUAGUGGCUUGAGUUAUGAAUAAUAAUGUUUGCCACAUACAAACUGCAGUCCCUGGACGGCCUUGAAUAUACCACCAAAAUUAAUGUUCAUGGUGGCUAUUCAGGUGCAAGUCACGCAUACUGAUUUACCUGGAGGGGCUUUGCCUCACAUGGCUACUUUGCAUAUAUAGAGAAACUAACCGCCCUUUCACAAGGUACAAAGAUCGUAAUUUGAAUGAUGAUUCCAGUGAAAAAUAAUUCUAAUGAUGAAUUUUUAGCACGUGUGAAACCAAACUAGAAUCACAAACGCUAAUCACAAAUUAAAAUUCUACUCUGGAGGUGAAUUCCAAUUAAGUUUCACUCAAAUUAUGGUACAAAUUUUACGUCUGAAAGGGUUGAGCUCCAAAACAUCUUUUGAGGGGCGUAAUUUACGUGACCUUUCAAGCACUUCCGUAGAUGAUACAAUUGUCAUGCACUCAUCGUAGUUUCUUUUUUGCGAUGCAGUGCUUUGAUUGGGUUUGAUUUACAAGUCACCAAGGACACAAUACCGCCUUUGCUCAGGAAUUCCAAUUUAAAUCACAGUUUCGAGUGAACAUGGGAAUGGUACAAUGAUUCUAAAGACGAAUUGCAAUCAUCAUUACAAUGAUGAUUCAAGAUUCUCGUGUGAAAAGGCCCUAAGAUUGAAUAAAUCAGAACUGAAUGAAAAGGUAUUAUAUAAUCAUAGUUAAACAUAUCAAUAUAACAAGGAAUCUUGAUUUCAUUUUAUACAAAAUGGAACAUUCAUAAGCAUUAAUAAUGAUAAAAUAACCGGACCACGUAGUCAGCGGAGAAACUCAGUAGGUGGUAAAAUUUCCAUACUUUGUGACUAAUCGAACACCGUACCAAAAGAGUGUAUUUAACAAGACAAAACUGAGGAAAAUUUUACAUUAAAAUAAAUUUAGCUGUUGGUUGCUCCACAUUUAUCUUUGUCCAUCAUUCAUCCAUCCAUCUCCAGCUAGACACUGAAUGUCAUUUGACUAGGCUCGAACACUGUGAAUAAAACGUGUUCAACUGAUAUACAUGUAAAAGCGGCUGUGCUAAAGUCGGAAUUUUCAUGAAGCUAGGAUAAACAGAAGAUAGUUUAUUUUAGUGGUAUGGAUGAAUCCUUUUGUACUAAAAUUCUAUUUCAGAACAGCACUUUCUAGUUUUGAAGCUGAAAAAUGUGCAACUAAUGAAACCUUCGUAUUUUAUAUCAAUUAAUAUUUGAAAUUUAUAUUGAAUGAGUGUUAGAGAAAUACAAUCUUAGUUCCAAAUUUACCAUAUCAUUGCUAGUGAUGCAAUUGUGGUUCCACUGUUUUGACCAGCUGUGCUGUAUUGUUUUCAAAAAUUGCACUUUUUAUGGGGCGGGGACAGGGGGUAAGAUGUGGUUAGCUGUUGUAAUUACUGUACUAUUUCAAAUGAUUCUGUGUCACUGUGUCGAACACUAUGCUGAAUUAUUAAUCAUAGUUGUUGCCAAGUUUCUGUUUUCAAUGAAAUAAUAUACAUUGUAGGUAAUAAAAUGUAAAAAAAUUGGUUUUUCAAUUAAGUAGUUAAUUAGGAUUAAAAAAAAUUAAAAUUCUGUUUUAUUAAAGUUUAAAGGUAGUGGUAUUUUUCAAGUCUAACUGUAUAUUAUUCUCCACCCUUUUUGGAAGAAUUGAGGCGGGAACGAUUACAUACAGGUGUUCUUGAUAAGCUGGGGGGGAAAAUAAGAGAAUACCGAGUCAAUUGUUAAUAAUAUGAAGUUUUCCAUUGACACCAGUCACACUAAAUGUAACCAAUUUUUUUAUUUAUAAUGGGCAAAGGGUUGGGGGCAGUAACUAAAAUACUAGAAAUUGGAGGUAAACCUGUAUAUGGCCAGGAAAAAAUUGUAACUAUCCUUGAAAUUGAAAUGUGCAAUAUUUAGAUUUAUUUCUCAAUAUA
Molecule: messenger RNA, 3516 nt
Organism: Lytechinus pictus (painted urchin)
Lineage: Eukaryota; Metazoa; Echinodermata; Echinoidea; Temnopleuroida; Toxopneustidae
Product: RING finger protein 32-like
Exons: 8
Coding region: 168-1283 (371 amino acids)
Molecular function (GO): protein binding
Source: RefSeq, a predicted model, not a curated record